Penicillium nucicola is the source of this 345-nucleotide messenger RNA. RefSeq names its product ubiquitin-related modifier 1. Gene Ontology annotation, cellular component: nucleus; cytoplasm. The coding region runs from base 1 to 345 and encodes 114 amino acids. Lineage: Eukaryota; Fungi; Ascomycota; Eurotiomycetes; Eurotiales; Aspergillaceae. The record is from RefSeq and is a predicted model, not a curated record. Gene Ontology annotation, molecular function: protein tag activity. The transcript is spliced from 3 exons. Gene Ontology annotation, biological process: tRNA thio-modification; protein urmylation.
AUGGCCAAUUCUUCAGCUACGGCACAGAAUGCAUGCUCGAUUCCAAUUACCGUCGAGUUCACUGGCGGCUUAGAACUACUCUUUGGCAAUGAGCGCAAGCAUAAGGUCGUUCUGCCUUCUCAACUGGAGGAUAGCACACGGCCGAACAUCUCAUACUUGCUUAAAUACUUGGUCGAAAACCUCAUGAAGGAUCAGAGAACAGACAUGUUUAUCAUGGAGGACAAUGUACGACCGGGCAUUCUCGUGCUCAUCAAUGACGCCGACUGGGAACUCGAAGGCGAAGAAACAUAUGAACUGCAAGAGGGGGACAAUAUUGUCUUUGUCUCGACCUUACAUGGUGGUUAA